UUCCUGUGCACCGUCAAAUAGAAACGGGUAAAAACAUUCAUGGCUUGAUGGUUCAGAAAUCAACUAAACGCGUGAAAACUGCAACUAAACAUGAAUUACGUACCAGGGACGGCCAGUCUCAUUGACGAUAUUGACAAAAAGCACUUGGUCCUGCUGCGAGAUGGCAGAACACUAAUCGGUUACCUGAGAAGCAUCGAUCAGUUUGCCAAUUUAGUCUUUCAUCAGACGGUGGAGCGUAUCCACGUGGGAAAGAAAUUUGGAGAUAUUCCCAGAGGUAUCUUCAUCGUCAGGGGAGAAAAUGUAGUCCUGCUUGGGGAAAUAGAUUUGGAUAAGCCCUGCGACACAGUCUUGCAGCAGGUUUCAAUUGAGGAGAUCCUGGAGGAGCAGCGGUUGCAGCAGCAGGCCAAACAGGAAACGGAGAAAGUCAAAAUGCAAGCUCUGAAGGACAGAGGCCUUUCCAUACCCAAAGCUGAUAAUUUGGACGAGUAUUGAACCCUUUACAAGCCUUUUAGUUUGUAUAAGACAAAUGGAUUUUAUGUUUAACUGAAGGGUGUCUUUUGUUUUGUGGCUAGAAUCAUGUAAGGCACAAUACUGCAUUGUUUUGUUUUGCUUUUUUUUCUUUUCUUAAUAGUUUCAUUUAAAUUGUAUGGGGAUGUAAGAACUGUUUAAGCAAAUGGUUACAACUUGACGGCCUUUUUACAGCAGCACUUUGUCAUCAAUCAUCAUAAUGACGUGAACUUUUUAUUUGGAGAUGGUGGGUCUGCUAGUGACUAACACUCCUGUUCUCCAUUAAAACAAUUGAGUUUCACUUACUAAAGCCUGCUUGAAAAAUCUUUUGUCUUUGAAGGUUUAAUCUGCAAGUACACAGAAAGCGGUGCGUUUAGUCAUUUAAGUAUUUAUUGGUGACUUGACUGGCUUCCUAUUGGCUAAUCAAAACGUUAAUUCUGUUAUAGGGAUGAUCUUUCAGAUACUGAUCAAUUUCCCUCAUUAGCUGCUAGAAUAAAGUGACGUGUAAGAGAA
This is a messenger RNA of Oryzias latipes (Japanese medaka), 1020 nucleotides long. RefSeq names its product LSM1, U6 small nuclear RNA associated (gene lsm1). The record is from RefSeq and is a predicted model, not a curated record. Gene Ontology annotation, cellular component: P-body; Lsm1-7-Pat1 complex. Gene Ontology annotation, biological process: deadenylation-dependent decapping of nuclear-transcribed mRNA. NCBI's taxonomy places the organism in Eukaryota, Metazoa, Chordata, Actinopteri, Beloniformes, Adrianichthyidae. Gene Ontology annotation, molecular function: mRNA binding.